Messenger RNA from Chanos chanos (milkfish), 1419 nucleotides. RefSeq names its product tripartite motif-containing protein 35-like. The transcript has 6 exons. The record is from RefSeq and is a predicted model, not a curated record. Gene Ontology annotation, molecular function: protein binding; zinc ion binding. Bases 1 to 1419 code for a protein of 472 amino acids. Lineage: Eukaryota; Metazoa; Chordata; Actinopteri; Gonorynchiformes; Chanidae.
AUGGCGUCUAAAGCUGUAGUAUCAGUGGAAGAUUUAACCUGUCCUGUGUGCUGUGACAUCUUCAGGGAUCCCAUUGUCCUGUCAUGUAGUCAUAGUUUGUGUAAAGUCUGUCUGCAGCAGUUCUGGAACACAAAAGGAUCACAGGAGUGUCCUGUCUGUAGGAGAAGAUCAUCAAAAGAUCACCCACUUAGAAACCUGGCUCUAAAGAACCUGUGUGAGACUUUCUUACGGGAGAGAAGUCAGAGAUCUUCAUCAGGGUCUGAGGAGUUCUGCAGUCUGCACAAUGAGAAACUCAAACUCUUCUGUCUGAAGGAUAAACAGCCUGUGUGUUUGGUGUGUCGCGAUUCAGAAAAACACACAAAGCACAAAUUUCGUCCAAUAGAUGAAGCUGCUCCAGGGUACAGGGAUGAACUGAAGACUACAGUGAAAUCCUUAAAGGAGAAACUGAAGAUCUUCAAAAAAGUCAAAAUGACCUAUAAGAAAACAGCAGAGCACAUUAAGAUCCAGGGCCAAAACACAGAGAGACAGAUUAAAGAGGAGUUUGAGGAACUUCACCAGUUUCUACGAGAUGAAGAGGCAGCCAGGAUAACUGCACUGAGGGAGGAAGAGGAGCAGAAGAGACAGAUGAUGAAGGAGAAGAUUGAGGAGAUGAGUAGAGAGAUAUCAUCUCUUUCAGGCACAAUCAGAGCCAUAGAAGAGGAGUUGGGCACCAGUGAUGUUUCAUUCUUGAUGAACUUCAAGAGCACAAUGAAAAGAGCCCAGUGCACGCUGCAGGAUCCAGAGAUGCUUUCAGGAGCACUGAUCAAUGUGGCAAAGCACCUGGGUAACCUGAAGUUCAGAGUGUGGGAGAAGAUGCAGGACAUUGUUCAAUACACUCCUGUGAUUCUGGACCCCAACACUGCAUCACCAUGUCUCAUCCUGUCUAAGGAUCUGACCAGUUUGAGAAACAGUGACAUGAAACAGCAGAUUCCUGAUAAUCCAGAGAGAAUAGAUGAAUAUCCAUGUGCUCUGGGCUCUGAGGGUUUCAACUCAGGGACACACUGCUGGGAUGUUGAUGUUGGGAACAGUACAUUCUGGGGCCUGGGUGUGACCACAGAGUCAAACCAGAGGAAGGGAAAGACAUUCUUUAGCACUGGUAUCUGGAGUGUGUUAUUAUAUGAUGGUAAAUACUGGUCAAAGGAGUCAGGAGGAUCAUGGACUCCACUAAUGGUCAAUAAUAAACUCCAGAGGAUCAGAAUGGAACUGGACUGGGACAGAGGAAAACUCUCAUUCUCUGAUCCUCUAAAUAACACAUACCUACACACUUUCACACUCACUUUUACUGAGAGAAUGUUUCCAUACCUCGGUAAUCACUGUAAACUCUCUCGUCUUAGGAUCUUACCAGUGAAGCGUUGUGUAUCAGUGAAACAGCACAGUUAG